AUGACGGAAGCUGCUGAUAGACAUCACCUAAUAGUGCUUGCCCAUGGGUUAUGGGGGUCUUGUACAAAUUUGGCCAGAGUUGAAUCAGUUAUCCAUCACACUCUCGGAAAAUCCAAUCUGUGUACUUUCCACACUUUUGCGCCUACUAGUUUUGCACACUUUAAGACUUAUGACGGAAUAGAAGCAAUUGGCGAAUAUCUAAUUGAAGAGUUAUUCAAACAUUUGGAAAUACUACAUGAUGAACAUGGGAUUACUAUAACUGAAAUCAGCUUUAUCGGAUAUUCGCUUGGUGGCUUGGUUGUUAGGUAUGUCAUUGGUGAGCUGUUUGGUGCAGGCAUGUUCCAAACCAUCAAGCCUGGCUUUUUUACAACGUUUGCAACACCACAUUUGGGUGUAACUUUCUAUGAAAAUACGAUCUUAAACUAUCUAGGUUCUUAUUUCCUCGGUAGAACCGGAUAUGAUUUGUUUAUCUCGGGCGGUAAAAAAGCGAUUGUUUACAAGUUAAGCGAUCCACAGGAAAAGUACUACAAAGGCUUGAAGUUGUUCAAAACUAAGAUAACUAUUGCCAACGUGAAGUUUGAUAGAACCGUUGGUUUCUACUCUGCCUUCAUUUCUCAAUAUGAUCCUUUUAAGGAUUGGAAUUCGAUCGAACCUGAAUAUAUACCAGGCUUGCCAACUGCUUUAUUGACUAAAAGUGGUAGAACGAUUGAUUGCCUCAUUGUAGAUCUUAAGAAAUCAAAGAGACUGGUUGAUGGUGAAAAAAACUCCACCAAGGGACCUGCUUAUAAACAUGCAAUGUUUUUGGUUGGCUGUAUAGUAACGGUCCUAUUCCCUAUUAUCCUGGGUGUUUCUACUUUUGCUACACUGAAAAGUCUUGCCAGAACCGCCCUGUUGCCAAAAACGGACGUUAAAUCCUCCUGGAAAUAUUUAUAUGAGAGUAUACAUAAAGGCGAAGAGUUUGUCCAUGACGAAGCUGAGAAUGUGAAGCUUUUGGACAACCAAGACGCUGAGUCUGAUGAUUAUAAUGAAGACGAAAAUUUAAAAGAAAAACCAAAGGGAAUUUCACACCUAACGAGAUCUGUGGUUGAGAAUGGUUUGAAUUUCUUAAAUGAUGAUUAUGAUGACCUUGCCUUAACUCCAGCUGUUUCCGGUGCUUCUUCCAAGGCAAAUGUAAGGGAAAACUACAAAAUUGACCUUGAUUUUGAAUUGGAUUAUCAGUCUAAGAAUAAAACUCUUGAUAAUCUGCUUAAGAACGUCUUACGUGGUGAUCUAUCCAACAUCCCGCUAACAGAGAAGCUAUCUCCCCUACCUUUCGACUGCACGAGAAGGCAGAUUUUGAAUAACUUGAAUACUUUGGACUGGAUCAAAAUUCCAGUGCUACUCCAGAAUUUGAACUCCCAUCAAUCUGUCGUUGGCAGAAGGGGGUUUGAAAGAACUCCUGACUGUAUUCCCUUUUUGUUUUUAUAUUCAUUUUUGAUUGAGGAAAGCUUAACCCACUAUGGCAAGCAAUAA
Molecule: messenger RNA, 1512 nt
Organism: Pichia kudriavzevii
Lineage: Eukaryota; Fungi; Ascomycota; Pichiomycetes; Pichiales; Pichiaceae
Exons: 1
Coding region: 1-1512 (503 amino acids)
Molecular function (GO): monoacylglycerol lipase activity
Source: RefSeq, a predicted model, not a curated record